This is a messenger RNA of Nematostella vectensis (starlet sea anemone), 3040 nucleotides long. RefSeq names its product laccase-4. The record is from RefSeq and is a predicted model, not a curated record. Gene Ontology annotation, cellular component: plasma membrane. Gene Ontology annotation, molecular function: oxidoreductase activity; copper ion binding. The transcript has 10 exons. Lineage: Eukaryota; Metazoa; Cnidaria; Anthozoa; Actiniaria; Edwardsiidae. Gene Ontology annotation, biological process: iron ion transport. Bases 558 to 2864 code for a protein of 768 amino acids.
UUUUCAAUUAAAUCUAGAUAAUUGUGUUGUCUUUGUAGUGUUGUUGAUCUUGAAAAUGUGUAUAUGCUCUAAUUUCAAGUCAGGAUAUUCAAAAGCCCUCUCAUUUGACUUCAAAAUAAAUAAAUAAAUAAAUGUUGUUGUUUACUUUACACUUACAUAAAUAAAAUGAUAAAUUUGAAUAAAAUUAUAUUGCUCAUGCAAUAUGACUGGCUUUAGGUGUUAAAAUAAAUUGAGAUGUUGUUAACAAAAACCUUGAGUGGCCCUCAUGGGCUACCGUAUAAGGGUUGAUUUAGAAAGCCGUAAUACCAACAGUUGAGAGUAAACCAGUUGGUUUCUUGAAAAGUUUUGUUUUCUUGAUCGUUUUAGUGCGGUAUUUGCUGUAUAUUUACAGUGCAAGAAGCCUCUAGCUCCAGUUAGUCGCGGAUCGAUAGGAACAAAUAAGAGAGCCGCUUUGCAUGACAUAACAUAACCUAGUUAUCAGUGUCAAGCCGUUCAACUCCUGCCUAUUUCGUGCACAUGCAACCAAGGGUUAUGAAGGUUCAAGGGACGAAUAGCACAUGCUCAGAUGCGGUCGUGAACUUCGUCCCAAAUGCUUGCAGCGUCCAAACACGGCAUUCGUGAGAAUGGUUCUCGGGCACAUGCUACACUUCGCCUUGCUUGUGAUAUCUGCGUUCCCCUUGACUUGUGCCAAAGUGUGUUAUAAGCCCGUGUGUGAGUUCAGGCUGGUCAUACGGACGGCAAGGUCCAUGUUACACACUGUCAAGCUACAGGAUGGCAGUCACGUGUCCUAUACCGUGGGGCUUCGGCCCAACGGCAGCCUUUAUCUCAUUCCGUCUACAUUCACUCGCGAAGUGCCCAGUGGCUAUGAGGUCCCAGUAGAAGAGGUCCAUACUGCUGAUGGUACAAAGCCGCGGACCAUCUUCACCAUCAACGAUAAGUUCCCUGGGCCCACUUUGGAGGUGAUGGAAGGUGCUGAGGUGGUUGUGACGGUUGUCAACGAAAUGUCAACAGAAGCGACAUCCCUCCACUUUCACGGUAUUCACAUGACAAACAACCCAUGGAUGGAUGGCGUCCCAUACAUAUCACAGUGCCCGAUACUACCAAGGCAAAGCUUCCAGUACCGAUUCGUGGCCGAGCCUGCGGGUACACAUUGGUAUCAUUCGCACAUGGACACUCAAAAAGCAAAUGGUCUUUACGGAGCUUUCAUCGUCCACAGGUCACAGCCAACAUUGGCAUAUGACGUCAUCACAAUUGCCGACUGGUAUCCUGUGACGUCAUCAGAAAUGCUUCUUGACAGCCCUUUUAAUAUGCCAAUAGGAGGGCCUGGUGAAAGAUUUGACAACCCAGCCACGAGAACGUUUAUUUUUGACGGGACAGAAGUUAGCGCGCUUCAAUAUUGGUCUACACUGAUACACGGCCGUGGGAGGAAGGGGAACAACAAGGGGCCCCUUCAUCACUUUGCCGUUAGGCCUGGAACGAGAAUUCGUAUUCACGUGAUCAUGGCGGGAGAAGAAUAUAACUACAGGUUUUCCGUCGAUCAGCACAAUUUGACAGUAAUUGAAAUGGACGGCCAUCGCGUAGAGCCAGUCACAGUUGAUUCGGUUCUAGGCUUUCAUGGCGAGUCUUUCGUGGUCGAGCUCUCCGCUGACAAGCCCAUAGGCUCAUACUGGAUCCGUGCCACUGUAAUUCGUACCGGAUCCUCUCCGAACCCAAUGCCCGAUGGGAAAUCCGACGAAGGCUUAGCCGUACUUCGAUAUGAAGGCCACGAUGCAGAACAAGAGCCUCAUUCAACACCCGUAGAAUGCAGCCAAAAGAUACCUUGUCUUGUCCUCAACUGUCCUUGGGUACUCUACCAUGAGCUCUGGUACCCAAACCAAAAGUGUAUACACGUAACUCAGCUAAAGAUUGACACAGCAUUCCACGACCCAGAAGAGAUUGAACCCGGAGAAGACAUCUUCGAGGUUUUUCUCAACUUUGGGUUCUCGAUUGGAUCUUCUAUAAACAUGCGCAAGAAUGUGAUGCCACGUGCCCCAUUAUUCCAGAAGCAGUCCACGUGGGGGACCACGCCCUGUCCAGAACAGUGCUCUGUGCAUGGUUGCCGCUGUACGCACGUGAUUAACAUUCCUGCCAAUAGGACGGUCCAAUUGGUGAUGACGUCUUACGGGCUUGUCAAUCCCCGUGAUAUGCGUCACAGCUCAAUGCACCACCCUGUACACAUUCACGGGUACAGCUUUCAGAUCAUGAAAAUCGGGUAUCCUGUUGUAAACCAAACCACAGGCAGACCAAUCAGACGUAACCCGGACAUUGCAUGUGAAAACGAAAUCUGCAGUCGGACUCGGUGGAAGACUAGACCAAGAUCGGCGUUGCUAAGCGACCGGCCAAUUGUCAAAAAUGUAGUUAAUGUCCCAGCUUAUGGGUACGCUGUGCUGCGUUUCAAAAGCAACAACCCAGGGUAUUGGUUACUGCAUUGCCACCAGAUGCUUCACCUUAGUGAAGGCAUGUCACUCACAUUAAACAUCACGGAGAAGGGACUGCCACCUCCACCUGCGGGUUUCCCGACCUGUGGCGACUAUAGCGUUGGCAAGGAUGAGUUCCACUCUAUGUUGGUGAAGAACAGGGAAUGCAUGGGAAGCACCAGGUGUAAUUACCAGCAAGAUGGAGCGUGUGACGGACAACAGAAGCCAGAACCAUACCCCCAUAAAGACCACAUCACCUGUACGCAUCUACUAGUGACGGGAUUCCUGUGUACAACAUGCGGUGUACUGAUCACCUCAGCCUGUGUACGCGUCAUGCUUCUUAUGCGCAACAGGCGAUGGGUGAUACCGCUGAGACGCCGAUGCGACGAGGAAUCAAAAAAGAAGUAGACUGAGGCCUGGUUGAGCGAUGUUUCGUGAAAACGCGAAACAUAUCACUGCUUCGACGCUGGCAGCAAGCAUCAAAUGUAAUAUACACUAUAUAGAGAUAACUCGUCACCUGUUUAACUCGAAUCCUCUGUAACUCGAACCCCAGCUAAAUAGAACAUAAAACAAUUUUCCUUGGA